Chlamydomonas reinhardtii is the source of this 2342-nucleotide messenger RNA. RefSeq lists its product as uncharacterized. The record is from RefSeq and is a predicted model, not a curated record. The transcript has 2 exons. Bases 786 to 1331 code for a protein of 181 amino acids. NCBI's taxonomy places the organism in Eukaryota, Viridiplantae, Chlorophyta, Chlorophyceae, Chlamydomonadales, Chlamydomonadaceae.
CCAUGCCAGGCUGCAGUGUGGGCUAGACCGUGGAGACCAGUUCUUUACACCAGUGAGACCGAUUGCUCGAUCGGCCAGAGCGGGUCAGAGCUCCUUGCGUCGGUGCUUGCGGAGGGCCGGGGGCAUAGGCCGUACCUCCCUCCGAUAGUACUCCAAUUCAGCGUCGCCUACCAGCUUGUGGCCCAGUCUCCUGUUAUCAGAAGCCAGCUGUGCAAAGAGGUUCCAGCCGUAAUCAUACUCAUCCUGAGUCGUCUUGUCGGUGUCGGGCUGAAUGUGGCCCACAUGCACUCGGUUGCCAUCGAGGCCAGCGUCAGUCAUCAGCUUCCUGACCUUGCUGUAAUGCAGCGUGUCCACAACGUGCGCAUUUGUAUUCAUCCACUGGUUGAAAGCGCGAACCUGCUCUAACAGGGCGUCAUCGGCGCAGUCGGCCUUGCGAAAGCCCCGGUUGCAGGCCUGCGGAUGUGCCCUCGUACCGCCCAGCAGGAGGGCCCCCAGCAGGAACACUAGCGAUAGAAACCUAUGAGACGUCAUUUUCUCACUAGUCCUUCGGGCAAAACAAGCGCCUUGUCACUCAGACAAGCAAAGCCGCGUUGGCCCCAUCUGCUGCGCCCGCCACUACUUCCAUUCUUCGCCGUAUGCCUAAACAGCCACCGGCGGGCAUUAGGCCUCCCUAACAGCAUACACAUUCUCGGCAGAGCAUAACACACGCAUAACAGCUUGCACGUACACACACGCACAUAGAGUGUCAGGCGCUCGCUCAUACAUUGCUUGGGCAGGGAACAUACAUGACCGCAGAAGCCGACCCGCCGCCGUGUCAGGCAACCGUGCGAAGUGAUCAUGUGCUCGUUAACUGUGGCAUGGGAGCCAUUGGCGGAAUUGUGAUAACUGCGCUGGUAAUGAACCCAGGGGGACUGCCGCAAGUCCUCAUUGCGUUCUUUGACCUCGUCAAGCACUUCACAACGCUUUCUGAUAACCAGCUAAGGACUGUAGCUCUGUUGGGUCUAGUCGUGCUGACGGUCAUCUUCGGUCCAAGCUGGGUCUCCAGCUGGGUUGGGGGCAACGGACGCGACGGAGGCAACGGAGGCGGCGGAGGCAACACAGGCAACAUAGGCAACGGAGGCGGUGGAGGCAACGGAGGCAAUAAUGGAGGCGCUGCAGGCCCCAUCGCACUGCCGUCGGUGGAUGCGGCAGUUGGCAGGGGCUCCUGCAGAUGCCCAGGCCUUGGCCCUAACGACUGCCUCAUGGACCACACGGCAAAGAGCGGGAGGCCGACUGUGUGGUGCCAGCAGUGCCGCCGCUGGGUCCGGAACCUGCCCUGGCCAGACAGGUGAAGAGGUAGGUGUGUACUUGCCACAGUAGCCACAGGCAAUCGCAAAGUUUGCGGCAAGCAUUGUGCAGUGCAAGUUGAGUCUGACCAACGCGGAAACGGGGCACCGCGCGAGCUAGUAGUAUCGGGGGUACCGUGUAGGGAAUAGGGAAGUAAUUGAAGCAGGGGAGUUAAAUAUGCUUUAGACGAACAGUGCGAAGCCGAGGGAGCCAGUGAUCACAAGUAGGAGACGCCGGAGUAAUGUAGGGGAUUAGUGUGAUGAGGCGCAACCGGGUCACUCCGCCCCUACCUGUUGUAGGCUAUGCUGGUAUAGCGGUAUUGUACUGAUAUAUAUGGCGGGGGACUGAACCUGGCACCCAUGCACGGUUCGUGUCAUUCGUCAGCAGGCUGCCUUAUUAGGCUUGCGUGAGGGUCAGAGUUGUGGGUUGAGGCCAAUUAAUAAAGGGCCGUUCUGAACGUCGUUCGUUGACGGGCCGCCUGUGUCUGGAGGUGCGGCGAGCUUUGAGUGAGCGUCAGCGAGUUUGGGAUAGAGGGCAGCGGGUAGGGUGCGCGGGGGCCACGGUUGGCGGUAGGAUGGCGCGCGGGGGACCUGCAGCGGCAGUAGGAUGGCGCGCGCGCGGGGGUUCACGGGCGGCAUCGGGCAGGGGGAAUGAACGCAUUACCAUAGCCUAGCCAAGCAAUGGCGGCACCCGCGUGGCUGUACUAGAGCUACUGCCUGCACAACCCGCAAUGCUUGGGUCCGGGCGAGAGCUACCAAGGGGACCUGGCGGAAUGGGCCGCGGGCGCAUGCUAACGCGAAAUGGAGAGCGAUGAACAGCGAGAGACGUUUCGGCUGAUGGUCGAGUUGAUGUUUCCACGGACGGACGGACUGAUGCGGAACCUGCCCUGGGGCGCAAAUGUGUAGGUCAGGCUGGUGCUGCGUGGCGAUGCCGCCCGGACGCAGUAAAGAUACCGCCCGUGGGGGCACAGGUGCAAAGUGUAAUUGCACUGCGGCACGAGCGGGUGGGUCUUGGAU